Messenger RNA from Penicillium angulare, 909 nucleotides. It is a transcript of the gene fleA, whose product is annotated as fucose-specific lectin FleA. Lineage: Eukaryota; Fungi; Ascomycota; Eurotiomycetes; Eurotiales; Aspergillaceae. The transcript has 5 exons. The record is from RefSeq and is a predicted model, not a curated record. The coding region runs from base 1 to 909 and encodes 302 amino acids.
AUGCCCAGCAACGCCCAGGAAAUAUAUUUCAGAACAUGCAUCGGCGCCUGUAACUCGGAGGGCUACUUGCGAGUGUACAUGCAGGAUGUCCUCGGCAAAGUUCGAGAGACUAUGUAUGAGCGGGAAUGGACCAAUGGCACUGAGAAGAAUGUUGUUGCUGAAGCAAGACUUGACUCGCCCAUUGCCGUCGCUUUCAAGCCGGAGCACAUCCGAAUGUUCUAUUUGACGAAUGACAACAUGCUGAAAGAAUCUGCGUAUGACCAGUCUAAGGGUUGGUAUGAGGGCGACAUAGGCAAAAAGAAGUUCCACAUGGCUCCAUAUUCUAGUAUGGCCGCUUGCUUUCUUGAUGGAGCAAACAUGACUUUGAGGUGUACUGCCAGAAGCCUGAUAAUACUAUCCAGGAACGACAAUACCGGAUGGAAGGAACUGCAAAAUCUGGGCGUGGCUAUGCCUGGAUCGUCGAUUACGUGCACGAGCUUCAAGACAACUCAUAUGAGACUUCGCGUCUUCUUCCAAGAUGAUCAUCAUGUGUUGGAAGAGAAAUGCUGGGAUCAGGAAAGAGGCUGGUAUGAUGGGCAUUUCAAAACCGCAAGCUCCGACCCUGUGCCGCCCAGAGCUUCACUGGCAUGUACCAGCCAUAUGCUGGGUAACAACAAAGUUGGCAUGAGCUUAUUUUAUGUCUGUUCACUUAGCCUACAGGAAAUGAAAUUUGACGGCCAGUGGCAAAAGGGAGACCUGAAAGUUGGUUGCAUCCCGGGAAGUGAAGUCGCUGCAGCUUGUUGGGGAAGCGAAAAGAAUGUGCAAAUGAGACUUUAUUUCCAGAAAGGAGAGCACGUUAGCGGAAUCUCUGAGUGGAUGUUCUCUGACGGCAAAUGGAAGGCCGGAAAGGCUGCUCUUCCUCCUGCUUGA